UGUGACUGCAGCCGCCGCCGCUAGAUGGUGCACGCUCCGCCACAGCCGACUUUCUCAGCCGUCAGUAGCCAUAGAGACCUUACCACUGUGGGCUGCACGGCCUGUCACGCCCGCACGAGCCCACACAUGUCCUUCUUAAUGCGGGCGCGGUAAGAUGGCAUCGGCUACGCUCAACUCCGGGCUCCUGGAGGCUCUGGUGUCGCGCGGGACGACGCCUCAGGCCGUGGGAGAGGCUGACCCGCAGCCCGGGUCUCCCGGCAGCGCGGGGGGCGACCCCACGUCCGCGCACCACGCCUACCUCCACGCUCACUUCCAGGGCGUCGCGAGCCACUACGAGGAAGGCAGCGACCUUCAUGACGUGUCCACCUCCGGGGGCGACGCCACCACCGAGGACGACGAGACCAGUCUGAACGACCAGCUGUCGCAUUACUACCAGCGGGGCGGCGACGACAGCCACCUGUCGGCGUCGGCGAAGAAGCGGCGCAAGCAGAGCAACCCGGUCCGGCUGCCGACGCCCCAGGGCGACCUGCAGGACCCGCCGCAGCCUAAGCCCGAGGAGGCGCAGUUCGACUCGGAAAUGUCCAACCCUUCCGGCGAUGGCGAGGAGGGCAUCGCGUGUCCUCACUGCCACGUGGAAGCCCCGUCUGAGGAUUCGCUGCGACGCCACAUCAUUGAAGAGCACAUCGGGCGCCUCCUCACCGACGACGAGGCGCGGCUCCGGCAGCAGCGGGAGGAGGCCGAGCCGGGAGAGAACAGGAAACCCGAGAGUGAGCCCGGCCCCCUGAACCUGUCGAGCCCCCGCUGGGACGGCCGGCCCCCCUCCAGGCCCCACGACGAGGACGGCCGCAGCCCCCCGACCUCCAUCCCGAUGCCCCCCUCGUUCGGCGACGGAAAGCUGGGCAUGCCUGGGCUGCUGCCCCUCGGCCCCCCGCCCUUCCUGUUCCCGUUCCUGCAGCAGCAGGCGGAGCGAGAGAGAAUGGCGGGGCUGCCUCACUCUCAGCAAGCGCUUUCUCCUUCAUCAUCAUCAUCAUCGAUGGCAAAUGGUCAACAGCAACAACGCAUCUUCAAUCAGCAAGCUUAUUGUGACCUUUGCCACAAAGAGUUUUGCAACAAGUACUUCCUCAAGACACACAAGGCUAACAAGCACGGCAUUUACUCCCCUGAAACGAGCAGUUCCCCGACGGGAAUUCCCUCGAGCCACUCGACCCCGUUAGGGCCAAGCGUGUCCAUGGCCUCCUCGAUGACCUCGCCCCUGGGUCCGAGCCUGGCCAGCGGGGGCUUUGGCGGCUCGCCGUAUGCCGGGGCCUUCAUCACCACCAACAUGAAUGCUCUCCCCCUGCGGCCGCUGCUGCCCUCACAACUUAGUGUAAAUAAACCCACUAGUAAGGACUCUAGCACAAGUAAUAAGACUGGAGGCGUUAUUAACCUCGAGGCUUACUGUGAGUUGUGCCAAAAGGAAUUCUGCAACAAAUAUUUCCUCAAGCGCCACAAGGCAAAGAUCCAUGGAAUCAACAUUGAAGUUGUCACCAAGCCCAAGAAUGCAGGUCAGCUGCCUCCUCGCGUCGCCCCAGACCGGCCCGAGGGCUGGUGCGAUGCCUGUCGGAGGGACAUCGGCAGUCGCGCUGCUCUCAAUGCUCACAAGUUACAGGCUCAUGGACCUCACAUCGUCGCCCCCCUGCCGUCUCCUCACACCACUUCCCCUCAUACCGUUAGAAACCCCAGAACACCCACUCCUAAGGAAGGCCGCAGAGAUGGCCCAGAUCAUAGGGAAUAUUUCAGUCCAUGGGAAUCUUACAAAGAUGCUCGCACGCCAGUUAAAGUAGAACAAUCAAGGGAUGCAAGAGAGUCUCCAAAGGACAUUCCUGGCCGCAGCCCUUGGGACAGACCUCUUGGGUCGCCCUGGGAUGCAGUGAGGGAUACCCCGAGGAGCGAGAGGCCGAUGGAGUCCCCUAAAGACAGCAGGCGAGAACACAUAGAUGGAAUGAAGAAGGAGGACUCGUGGAAUGAACAGAGACUCCGAAAUGAGGAUCAGUACCACCAACAUGCUGAACGCAGCGGCUACCACGACCGAUUAUCCGAGUCUAGUGACUUCCCCCUCGAUGCCCGGGACAUGCAGGCGAUGAGGGAGCAGCAGCACCGCGAAUGGGAAAUGCAGCAGCGAGACCUUGAGAGCCACGAACGAGACCAGCAACAGAGGGAACGUGAACACCAGCAGAGAGAACGUGAGCACCAGAUGAGGGAACGUGAGCACCAGCAUCGGGAAAUGCAAAUGCGCGAACGUGAACGCGAACGGGAACGAGAACACGAGAGAGAUCUUGAGCAAUGUGAGAGAGACAGAGAAGAACACAAGUGGGAGCAAGAUCGAAGCCGUGAACAUGAGCGAGAAUCAUACAAGAACCUUGAACUCGAACGUGAACGAUAUGAACAUGAAAAACGUGAACAGUUGUUAAAGGAAAGAGACCACGAGAUGAGAGGAGAUGGAGAGUUAGCAAUCAAACAAGAACCAAUGUACCAAGAGGGAGAAUCUCAGAAGAGCGACCAGCAAGCAAGCAAAGAGUCCCAAGGUCACGAAAAGGGAGAACGGAAUGGCUUGCAUCACCAAGGCAACAGUGAAGACCAGGAACAGAGGAACAGCAGUUCAAAGGAAUCGGGCAAUCCAGAAGGCUCAGAAAGCCAGAAUGGAGGAUCCGAAAGCCGAAAUGGAAGGCCAGAGAAUCGGGAGCCGGGCCAUGAAUCCCGAGAAGGAGGGGACGUCCGGGAGUCCGUUCGGGAGCCCUCGCGUGAAGCUCCUCGGACUCCGGGAAGCAGUGCAGACGAGAGUUCCCGCGAUACAGGCAUCAUUGCACGUGUGGGUCAACCAGCGAUGGUACAAGCGCCACCUGGGACAAAAUUCACUCCAGAGCAACUUCGUCAACUUGGAGUUAUUAACCCUGAUGCCUUCUGUGAGCUGUGCUGUAAGGAAUUCUGCAACAAAUAUUUCUUACGGACGCAUCGCAUCAAAAAGCACGGGAUAUACACCCCCGAGUUCUCCGACAGAUCGAAGAAUCACCAGAAAGACAAUUCCCCUCUCAGUCUUGCUCGGCUUCUAGAACGACAGGCGCUUGAGUUACGGCCGACUCUACCCGACAUUGAGGGUGAUUUGGAGUGCGAUAUCUGCCGGCGUCCAUUCCCCAGCCACUAUCUCCUUCAGAUGCACAAGUACUACUUCCACGGCCCUGGCCAGGAAGCAGCACAACAGGAGCAGCUAUCUCUGCAUCCACAACCCUCCCCGCACGAACAGCUUAGACAAUUAGCACUUCAUGCCCAGCAGCAAGCCAGGCAGCAGCAACAACAACAGCAACAACAGCAGCAGCAACAGCAACAGCAACAACAGAAGAGGAUAGAAGAACAGCAGCGUCGACUACACGAGCAUCAGAUGAGGCUGCAGCAGGAGGAGGAGCAGCACGACCAAGCCCAGGCUGAACGGGAACGACAGCGGAUGUCUCAGGAGCCUCUCUCUGAGGAUGGAGGAGACAGGAGCGAGGAUAUGCCUCGGCCAUCAGUCAUUGAAUCUACAGGAUCUGGGGAGUCAGAUGCAAGUGAAGAUCUCCGAAAGCUUCAGUCCAUGAUCUUACAGCUGAACCGCCAGGGGGAAAUGGGUCUUCGGUGUCGCUUGUGUCAUAAGGAUGUCGGAAACAAGUAUUUCCUUCGUGCUCACAUGAUGACAGAACACGGCAUCUUGGGGCACGAGGACGCUCCCGCCACUCCUAGCGAAGGAGCCCAAACCCCAAAGACCCCUCGUGAACCGAAGUCGGCAUCUCCGCCUCCUACGGCCGAAAACCAAGCUUUUUGCACCAUUUGUAAGAAAGAUUUCUUCUCGCGUUAUAUCCUUCAGCAGCACAUGUUGAGUGCGCACGGUGUGUUCACUCCCCCAGCACCACCAACGUCUUUCAUGGAGAGGAUAAGAGCAGAGGUGGAAAGUCGAGAGGACAGGAAACCUCAGUCAACCUCCCGUUCCUAUUGUGAGAUUUGUAACAAGGAACUAUGUAAUAAAUACUUUAUGAAAACACAUAUGUUAAAGAUGCAUGGAAUUAACAUAGAAAAUGGUGUAUCGGGUGGUGUUACAUGUGAUCUUUGUAACAAAGAACUCUGUAGCAAGUACUUUUUACGUGUCCACAAGCAGAAUACGCAUGGCCUUGUAGAAGAGGGGCGUGAAGGCGAGGAAGGCAUCGAUCAAUCGGAAAUCGAAAACUGCCCUCUGUGCUCCCGACGGUUUAAGAAUCGCAAGUGGUUGAAGACUCACCUGACCAACGACCACGAGAAUGCAGGCAAGGAGAAGUGGCGCGAGAUCGAGGCCACCAUGGUUUCCCGCGACCCACCUCAGCAACAGCAAGGCCCCUCCUGUGGGCUCUGUGGCCACGUGCUGCCGGACUUGGUUGCCCUUCAGCUGCAUGUCAUCAAAGUGCAUGGUGCUCAUGACGCUGGCUCGGAGGCCUCCCGAAGUGCAGGAGACGAUGACCUUAAAUCGAGGAACUCUCUUCAGUGUACAGUCUGCCCCUUCACAGCUCCUACCCCAGCUUUACUCUAUGCCCAUUCCCGAACUCAUGCCCCUGGCAUGCCGCCCUUCCCAGGUGUGUUAGGACAAGCAGUUCCCUGCCCUCUUUGUUCACAAAUGCUGCCUAACAUUGAAGCUUACCAGCACCACCUUUUGCAACAUCAGCUCCAGGGCCUGUUGAAGCCGCUGCUGGAGCAGGAAAGCGGAAGACACGAGCAAGACUCCCCUGGGCUGCAGAAGGACGGCUCGAGGAAGGACGCUGGGGGGCCGCCCUCGUCCAUUCCCCUGAGGCGCAGGAAGCGAUGGCGAUGCUCCCAGUGCAGGAUGAAGUUCAUGAGCCGCGCGCUGUGCCUUGCUCAUGUGCACGCCAUGCACAACCCGCGGGCUCGAGGGACGUGGCUAGGGCGCUCCGCCGUGCACCGCCGUCUCUUCAAGUGUCGCAAGUGCGGUGCGGUGGCGCGGCGCCUGACGGACCUGCGGCAGCACAUCCGCGAGCAGCACCGCGCCCGCCCCGGCGUGCCCACGAGCCACGCCACGCCCACCAAGUCUCGCGCGACGGGGCGCUUCGUGAUGCAGCCCUUCCUCCUGAACAGCGACGGGCCGGAGGGCGGAGACGGCUGCGAGGCGGAACACCCGAAGCCCGAGAGCGAGCAGUUCGUGCCCUCGCUGGUGUACCUGCCGGUGGCGCGUCGCGUGCAGCGCCCUCUCACGGUCUCCUUCAGCCUCACGCCAGCAUGAGCUUUGCGCCCUGUAGGCGCGCUACAACUCAGGGUCUUGCUCUUCUUCAAAGUACAAUCACGGGCCGGGCGUGACGUGGGCGCGCCCGGCCGUGGAGCCGCCCGGGGCCGCAGACGCCCGCCGGACAGCCCGCCACAGGUGCUACACGCCCGCCGCCGGGGACGCUCGUCGCCGCGCCGGCGGGCGGGACGAUAUUACGCGGGCAGGGCCGGGCGCGGCCUGCGGCUGGCUCCGGACUCUCCUCUAUAUCACUGUACCUCAGUACCAAUCAAAACCGGGGGGCUGCUCGGACCCCGCGCAAAAUAGGUCUCCAGGUGGGGUUGCGGGCGGCCCGGUUGUGAGGGCGCGGGCGGGCGGGGAUGUUGGUUUUGGCCAGCAGAACGCUAUUAUAUCAGGGGGACGCCACCGCUUACUUGCACAGGCACAUCACACGGCCACACGACCAUGCCCAGUUGCAUGCAGGAUAUACGCUUA
Messenger RNA from Penaeus indicus, 5746 nucleotides. RefSeq lists its product as uncharacterized. The transcript is spliced from 2 exons. Lineage: Eukaryota; Metazoa; Arthropoda; Malacostraca; Decapoda; Penaeidae. The coding region runs from base 155 to 5272 and encodes 1705 amino acids. The record is from RefSeq and is a predicted model, not a curated record.